AUGCCAGGGCUUUUUAUGGAAUGGUGGUACAUGAUACUGCUAUGCGUCUCCUCCCUCAUCGUGCUCGUUUCGAUCAGAUUUGGCUACCUGUUUCUUCCGAGGGUACUUCAGGUGAAGCAAAUUCAAACGCUUUCGAAGCAAGGUGCUCAUCUUGUUACAAAUAGGAAAGUGACGAUGUUCAUCACGAUAAUUGGGACGGCUAUUAUCGCGACAUUUCAACUUUUUACAGUUAUUCUAGACAAUUUUCUACCAAAAGAAAUUAUCCCUUGCCCAGUUUUAACGUAUCUGACUGUAUGUCUCCAUCCUCUUCUUACAUUUUUCGGCGUGAAUAUGCUCCUAUUUGUCCGUCAAAUGUUCACCCUCAGGACUUUGAGACAGACUCCACUGAAAUAUUUCAUCAUUACGAUGGCUAGUACAGUUUCAGCUAUGGUAGCGUCCACAUUAUUCUUAGCAUUUGGAGGAUUGGUGUUCUAUCUUUUAUACUUCGACAGACACGAUAACCAAGGCUGGAUCAUUACCCGAAUUGACCCUGAAGACGAUGGCAGUCAUCAUAGCCAAAGCACUUGUUUAUUCAAAUCCGAAGUUUCUGUAACUCUGGUCUUGCUAUCAGCACUAGGCAACAUGGCGCUCCUACUGUUUUGCUCAAUUUGGGACGUCAUUCCUUUUAUCCGCUACGUCUGGUACCGAUAUACCUGUCAGCUCCCGAAGGCGCACAAAUACAUCGAAAUUCUUGCAUUCAAGUUGCUCGCCGCUUCGCUCAAUCUAAUGCUCUCGAUUCCAAUUCUACCGAUCAUGUGCUACUGCCGAAAUAUCGUCGCAUUCUCCGCCCUCAGUUGGAUUCUGUACAGCUCCAUUCUGUCUGUGAUGUUCUUUUCGGAAGGAGAAUUCCGCCAAUUCGCGAAUAUCAAGUUCCUCGAGCCCGUGGUACAGAAUCUGAUCGACCUUCUGGACACUCACAAAGGAAUGGACCCAGAUGCAGUAGAAGACCUAGAUAAGCCGCGAAAACCGAGAAAACUAGAAGUCGAUGGGCUUGAUGCAGCUCUUGAAAAACAAGCGCAGAAUGAGCGCGAACGAAUACAAGCACAAUCUGAUCCGAUUGUCGACAUUGUGAUCGAGAAAGUCUUGUAA
This is a messenger RNA of Oikopleura dioica, 1128 nucleotides long. NCBI's taxonomy places the organism in Eukaryota, Metazoa, Chordata, Appendicularia, Copelata, Oikopleuridae. The record is from the annotation of a GenBank genome assembly.